Messenger RNA from Cryptotermes secundus, 2708 nucleotides. RefSeq names its product ORM1-like protein 3 (gene ORMDL). Gene Ontology annotation, cellular component: endoplasmic reticulum membrane. Bases 26 to 646 code for a protein of 206 amino acids. The transcript is spliced from 4 exons. The record is from RefSeq and is a predicted model, not a curated record. Gene Ontology annotation, biological process: ceramide metabolic process; negative regulation of ceramide biosynthetic process; intracellular sphingolipid homeostasis. NCBI's taxonomy places the organism in Eukaryota, Metazoa, Arthropoda, Insecta, Blattodea, Kalotermitidae.
ACAAGGAAGGUUUAGUGGACAGCUGAUGUCACUGAUGACAUGUACUUGUAAUACAAUAGAAAAGGUAUUAUGGGCUUACUGCGUGUACUUUGAAAAAAAUCAAAUUACGACCCUUAGCGAUAAACGUGGAAUACAUAAAGUGACUUGCUGUGUGUAUGAGGGUGCGUCUUUCAGGUUCGUUAGUGCAAUGUUGGUUGGCGGUCACGGUGAAUCUAACCCAAAUACAACGUGGCUCCAGAGCCGAGGAUUAUGGAUAAGUUACGCACUUGGGGUAUUAACUCUCCACCUCAUUUUACUUAGCAUUCCUAUACUAAGUGUUGCACUGUCAUGGACUCUGACAAACCUCAUACAUAAUGCAUGCCAUUUUGUGUUCCUACACAUCUUGAAAGGGGCACCGUGGAUUCCCCAGGACCAAGGAGACUGCAGGAUACUCACUCACUGGGAGCAAAUAGAUUAUGGGCAACAGUUUACAGCCACUCGCAAGUUCCUAACAGUUGUUCCCAUUGUACUUUUUCUUCUGACAAGCUUCUACACGAGAUACGCUACAAGCCACUUCAUAGUUAAUUUUAUUUCCAUGGUAUUAGUAGUUCUACCUAAGCUGCCACAGUUUCACCGGGUGAGGCUGUUUGGCAUUAACAAAUACUGAGACUGAACUUUCUACAGAAUACACAGGGUACCUGAAGAGUGGCCCUUGCUCUGCACACAAUGCAACUUUUUAUAAUGAAGAUUUGCAAUCGUCAGGCAUUAUGGGAGUUUUUAAUCACAAAACUGACAAAUGUUUGUACGUCUUUGUUAUCUGUGUUAUCAGGUAUUGGAAAUGAGAAUUUGACAUAUUUUGUUGUGUAGUGUAAAUAAGGUAUUGGUAUUCUGCGAUGUCAUGUGCAAUGUAGUUUGGUAGGCGAGUACAGAUGUUAGGGGGAACAUGAUAUCUCCAUCAUCAGGGCAGACAGGUGAGCCAAGCAGGGAAAAGUAGUACAUAAUAUAGUGAAAGGAGGACAGGGUUUAUGAUUACUGAGCCCAUAGUGUCACAUCUCAUACUACUGUAUAUAAUUUCAACAUUCACCACUGUCAGAACACUGAAGGCCACAUUGUACAGUCAAGCAUUUGUUGAAUUAAACAGAUUUAAAUAAAAUUCUUGUACUAAAUAAUAAGCUUUUAUACUCCCCAAGAGUGUACCAGUUUUCAUCAACCUCGGGGGUUUUUUUUUUGUUUCUUUUCAGGAUGUAUUAAAAUGCAGGAAUAUAAAAACCAGGUCAGUGUACUGACAUUAUACAUCAAUGUAUAAGUCUUAUGUUACUGAGAAUUGUUUCCAGUGUUACACAGAACUGAAGUUUUAACAGUCUGGUCAGAUUGUGCCCUUGUAGUGUAGAAGUAACAGUGGAUGUCAUUAGUCAGUAAAAAGGAGUUUUAAUGAGGUUCCCCCUUCAGAAAGGAAAUUAUUUAUUAAACACACACAUUAACAGUAAAUUGAAGCUGGAUUUUUCGACUUGAAUUUUAUAAAAAGUCAGGACAAUUUAAACUCACUGUGUAACAUUUAUGCCAGGAAUUUUUAACUGUAGAUCAUAUUUGAUACAAAUGUGUUCCAAAUUGUUUGGCUGCGUACAGAAUGUGUUGAGAGAAGUUGACAUGGUGUGGUCAGUUUGUAUGUAGUCUAAAUCCAGUCCUACAGACAUAAUACAAAGAGAAAGUUGCCAGAAUUUUUAUAUUGUUUACAUAUUUAGAUCUUGUUGUUUAGACAAAAGAAAAAUAUUAAGAAUGAUUUCACAGAUGACACAUUUCUUCUACAAUUUGGUUGCUAUAUAGAUUGGUGAAGAAAAUGUAACCAUCACAUAAACUGUUUUUUGUGUAAAGCAGUUACAAAACUAGAAGAUUAAUGAAGAGUAUUAUCUUCAGGGAUAAUGUGGUGGAAGUCUUUAUUUUUUAGUUGGUUAUUUAAUGUCCCAUUAUCAAGACUAUAUAGAGUUGAUGAUAGGGCGAUUAAUGAAUAUGGAGUGGUUGGUGGAAUAAGAAUUGGCAGGGAAAACCUGCCCAGUGCCACUUUGUCCACCACACAUCCCAUAUGACCUGAGAUCAAACCUGAGCCACUGCAGCAGGAAAACUUUUACCAGACUACACUUCAUUACAUCUGAGCAGGUAACAGUACUGGGCAUAGUCAGUACUAUAAGAACCUCAAAUCCAAGAGAUGAUAAUAAUUCUUUUACACAUUCCAUUUCAUACGUAAUACAGGAAGACUGUUUGCAAGCGGACAUUAGGACCGAAGAGCUGGACAUUUCUCCCAUCAAGUCAGUCUGAUCCGUAAUGUAUAAAUUCACUCCAUGGUUGCGUUGUCUAUAAACUCUCUAUACUACUUCGUAGCAUACAUUAAGGUAAAAUUCUAGGUAAAAGAACUGAUAUUGUACUGAGACAGGGUCCAUGCUGGUGCCUACACAGUCACGAAGACAAAUAGCAGAGUUCAGCCUUUUUUAAGAAUAACAUUUUAGCAUCUGAAACAUAUGUUGGAAUCAUGGCUGUCACUGCUAUGAAUUAUGUCUCUAGCCCUUCAAGUGCACCACAAAUAUACCUCACCAUCAGGCCCAUUUACUUUUAUAACUGGAUAAAUAUCUGCGUAUGUAACAUACUUAUCCAAUUUAUGACCUUGUCUUCCAGAAAUCUUAUGUUUGAUAGUGUUAUUAUGUAAUCUAUAUGAAAAUAAACCAUUUAAAACCUGA